Molecule: messenger RNA, 1131 nt
Organism: Saccostrea cuccullata (small rock oyster)
Lineage: Eukaryota; Metazoa; Mollusca; Bivalvia; Ostreida; Ostreidae
Exons: 2
Coding region: 111-608 (165 amino acids)
Source: RefSeq, a predicted model, not a curated record
AAUAUUGCCCCGGGUUGUAAGACGUGACUCGUUAAUCAGGCAUCCGUAUCGCACGUUAAAAAGAGAUAAACCAAUGAUUAAUCAGAAAUGUUUGUAAUGGACAGAAGUACAUGGAACAUCAACAGUUCAGUGUAGAAAUUAACCCCAUCAACCUCCCCAUACCCACGUGCCUCCUCCACUGUGAUGUCACUGAAGAUCUGACCCCCGUAACCCUUCCUCAAAGAUUCACGAGGGUCAACAGAGAGGAAGAAAGCGGUCAGAAAUGUCCGGAGUUCAGGAAAAAGGACAUAACAUCUGCACUGCAAUGGGUCAAGCAGCAAAUGGUAAUUUUAAGAAAAGAUGACAUAAGGCUCAUGCGACGAUUUUUUGAGCUCCAUGCUGCCAUGAUGGAACUAAGAUGGGUAUAUGAAGGCGCGAGCUCUAUGUCUGAUGUCAGCAGCUACAACGGAAGUACAAUGUCACUGGAUGAUGCCAUGGAAUCUUCCAUAGACUGUCACGUAUCAAACGAAGAACAUGCCACAGAAUUCAGGGAAAGGACCACUUCCCUGCAAAUCCCGAGAAAAUCUCGUGUCACUCGAAUUAGAUGGAAAAGUAAUGAGAUUCUUUGAGUGAUCUAACAUUUCAAAUAUCAGACUCUUUAUAUCAUAUUAUAAACGACGUUGUCCUACAUCUAAUAAUAAUAUGCCAAUAUCUGACAAAUUCUGAGAAGUUUUAGCUACAUUUAUCGGCAAAACAAUCUACAAUCCAUCAGUAUAAACAAGGCAAUCUAACUUUUCUGUGUUUAGCGGAAAUCUAGAAAUUCGUCCAAGCGACGUUUUCUGGAACUCUGACUUGGACUAAAUGCUUUUGAUAAAAUAUGGAAUUUUUGUACAGCUUUUGAUUUUAAUUUGUUAAAAAUCUGGCUAUGUACAUUAUGUAUGAUAGAACCUAAGCUCUGAUGUGCCAUUUGCUAGAUACUAUAUUUAAAAUAAAUUCUUUAUAGAUAGAAGUAAAAGGAUCAUUGACCCGUUUAUCAAUCCACUUAUCAUGCGUGGUAGUAGAGCUCAUUGUGAUGUAGUAAAGUGAAAAGGGGGUCGAAAUAUCAUACCUUUCUUUUUGAUAUUUGAGAUUUUAAUGUUUUCAUAUUUAUUU